This is a messenger RNA of Cucumis melo (muskmelon), 2724 nucleotides long. RefSeq lists its product as uncharacterized. The transcript is spliced from 5 exons. The coding region runs from base 1 to 2724 and encodes 907 amino acids. NCBI's taxonomy places the organism in Eukaryota, Viridiplantae, Streptophyta, Magnoliopsida, Cucurbitales, Cucurbitaceae. The record is from RefSeq and is a predicted model, not a curated record. Gene Ontology annotation, molecular function: nucleic acid binding; zinc ion binding.
AUGAGUUCGGAAAAAGGAAGUGCUAGAGGAAGAACAAACUCUACCUCUUCAAAGGGCAAUUGCCCGUCUUCUUCUUCUAAUUCUGUACCCUCACCUAUGAGUGCAGAUCAAUAUGCAAUGGAUUUAGGGUUUACCACAGUAACCCGAUCCAGAUCAAGAUCGUCCGACAUACGGAUUGGGUCUCCCACGGAGUCAUCAACUCCACCAAGGCCUUCGGCCAAUCUUAUUCGUCCUUCUGGCAGAGUCGUUCAAAUGAGGCCUCAUGCCUCUCCUUCAUCCAAUAGGGAGUCUUCUACUCCUCCUACAACUUAUUCUCAGGCUGUCACCCCGAAUAAACGAUGCCUUGCCAUGGUUGUACGGAUUACAGGAACCAUGCCGCAAGUUAGACCUCGAAAGCACCCUAAUGCAGAAGCUAGUAACGCUGCUAGAGAAGCAGCGAUGGGAAGGAAUGUGGAAGAACAAUUGCUUGAUAGAUUGGCUCAAAGAUUAAUUUUGGGGAUUUGGUCGACACAAUCAGACCCUGAAAAGAAGUAUGGGAUUGAGAGAUUGAAAGCCUUGGGUGCUACUACUUUUGCGGGGACAACAAAUCCCGCCGAUGCUGAAGCAUGGCUUACUUUAAUUGAAAAGUGCUUCAGAGUAACAAGAUGUCCGGAGGAUAGGAAGGUGGAACUUGCUGCCUUUUUACUCCAAAAUGGCGCUGAAGAUUGGUGGCGCAUGGAAGAAAGUAGACGAAGAACUACAGGUGAUAUAAGUUGGAACGAGUUUAAAAAGGCAUUCUUUGAUAAAUUUUAUCCACGCUCCUUUCGCGAUGCAAAACGUAAUGAGUUCUUAAGACUCACUAAAGGGUUAAUGACUAUUGCGGAAUAUGAGAAGAACUAUACAGAAUUGUCUAUGUAUGCCACUAGGGUGAUUGAGGAUGAAGUGGAAAGGUGUAAGAGAUUCGAAGAGGGGUUACGAGAGGAAAUUCGUACUCCUGUGACAGCUUGUGCAGACUGGAAUGAUUUCUCUAAAUUAGUGGAGGCAGCACUAAGGGUAGAAAAAAGUUUAAAUGAAAGGAAGCAAGAAAGAGAAACUUCCAAGAAUGUAUGUACAUUCAGCUCGUCGAUGCAUCGAAAUCGACAAGGUAAAGAAAGAAGUGGAAGAUUUGUGCCCGGGGUGUCUAGCAGAGAGAAUUUUAAGUCUCAGUAUAGUGGUUCUUCUUUCUCUAAAUCGGGAUCAAGCAGAGGAGCCCAGAGAUCGAGUGGUUCUAGUCAUCCUAUAUCUUCUACAGGAGGUUCUCAUAUUGCUCGAUCAGAUAGGGUUGUAUCAGAAUCUAGCAAGAGUAGUGUAUGUUAUAACUGUGGUCAGCCAGGACAUUAUCGUAGAGAUUGUCCACAUCUGAUACCAGGGGGUAAUACUAUCUUAAAAACUACUUCUCAAACAGUAAGCCAGCAGCCAAGAAUCACGAGAACUAGUGGUGAAGGCUCUAGUGGGGGAAAACAGAAAGGACCAGUGGGUUGCUCUCGCCAGGAAGGGAAGGUUUUUGCAAUGACACAACAAGAGGCAGCAGAUGCACCAAACGUUGUGACUGGUACGUUAUCUAUAUUUAAUAAAUCUGCACAUGUCCUAAUGGAUCCUGGUGCAACACAUUCUUUUGUCUCUAUUAUGUUUACAGUUGGGAUUGAUAAAGAGUUAGAAAGUCUAACUGAGGAACUGUUGAUAAGUACACCUGUAGGUGAUAGUUUUAUAGUCAAUAGUGUGUACCAGAAAUGUAGUAUUCUUAUUGAUGGUGAAACUUUAGAAGUGGAUUUGAUUCCGUUAAACAUUCAGGAGUUUGAUGUUAUCUUGGGAAUGGAUUUUCUAUCUAAUCACUAUGCCUCCCUAAAUUGUCAUCAGAAAGAGAUUGUUUUUAAACGUCCAGGGAUGAGUGAAAUCCUUUUCCGCGGUGAUAGAAAAAUACUUCUCACCUGUGUGAUCUCUGCCUUAAAGGCCAAUAAAUUGUUGACGAAGGGUUGUACGGUUUACCUAGUAAAUGUGAUAGAUACACACGUUAGUAAGCUGAAGCUUGAGGAUAUACUAGUGGUAAGAGAAUUCCCAGAUGUAUUUCCUGAAGAGUUAUCAGGACUACCGCCUGAUAGAGAGAUUGAAUUCUCAAUUGAUUUAGUGCCUGGAACUACACCCAUUUCACAAGCUCCCUAUAGAAUGGCACCGAUGGAACUGAGAGAGCUAAAAUCGCAGUUGCAGGAAUUAGUGGAUAAGGGAUUUAUCCGACCUAGUGUAUCUUCGUGGGGUGCACCGGUGUUGUUUGUUAAAAAGAAGGAUGGUACAUUAAAGUUAUGUAUUGACUACCGACAGUUAAAUAAGGUAACAAUACGUAACAAAUAUUCUUUGCCCCGAAUAGAUGAUUUGUUUGAUCAACUUCGUGGUGCCUCUGUAUUCUCUAAGAUUGACUUGAGAUCAGGUUAUCAUCAGUUGAAAGUUAAAGAGUCAGACAUCUCAAAAACAGCCUUUCGAACGAGAUAUGGGCAUUAUGAAUUCUUAGUAAUGCCCUUUGGGUUAACUAAUGCCCCUACAGCCUUCAUGGACUUGAUGAAUCGUAGGAUUAAUGUCGUUGGAUUGGCACUUGAUUACUGCUUUGGUCAAGUGUUGGAGACCGGAGACCCACACAUUUCAUAUGCCUUAUGGGGAAUGCACUAUAACACUACAGGAUGUUGCAGUCUAGUUGGGGUUACCAGUGGAUGGUGA